This is a messenger RNA of Electrophorus electricus (electric eel), 4883 nucleotides long. Lineage: Eukaryota; Metazoa; Chordata; Actinopteri; Gymnotiformes; Gymnotidae. The record is from RefSeq and is a predicted model, not a curated record.
UUGACGGGAAACAGCUUUAGAUGCGUGCUCGCGAGCCUGCUAGGAGUUAUACGAGAUGUGUCCUGGACUGCUGGCUUUAAGACUCGCGGCACUGUUCGUGCUGCUGCCCUGUUUGCUCUUCUUCAAUGUGGACGAGAAGAACGGGAUGUCCUUCACCGGCCCCGUGGACGACAUGUUCGGCUACACUGUGCAGCAGUUUGAGAACAGUGAAGGGAAGUGGGUUCUGGAUUGGUUCUCCUCUGAAGGGACAGCCGCCAGGCGGACUGGAGAUGUCUACAAAUGUCCAGUGGGUCAUGGCAGUUCUUCUGACUGUGUAAAAUUAAAUUUGCCAGGUGAGAUCCUUGCACCACACGACAUUCCAGACAUCCAUGAAAUCAAAGAAAACAUGAAUGGAACGACGCUGGUCGCUAAUCCGGAUGGGAACGGAUUCCUGGCAUGUGGUCCCCAGUAUGGCUACAUGUGUGGAAAGUUGCAGUACACAACAGGCAUCUGCUCCAAUGUUAGUUCCUCCUUCAAAGUGCUGAACUCGAUUGCCCCAACCAUUCGAGAGUGCCAGCAGGAAAUGGACGUUGUCAUCGUUCUGGAUGGGUCUAACAGCAUUUACCCGUGGGAAGAAAUCAGAAGAUUUCUGGUCAAGUUUCUGAAGAACAUCGAGAUCCCCCCAGCAAGGGUGGGAAUUGUGUCAUAUGGAGAUGAUGUUGGCCAUGAACUUAACCUUAGCCAAUUCAGCAACACCCAUGACCUCAUUAAAUUUGCAAGCUUAAUUCCACAGAGAACUGGACAGAAAACCAUGACUGCUCUUGGCAUUGACACAGCACGGAGGGAAGCUUUUACCACGGAGCGAGGGGCGAGACCAGGGGUGAAAAAGGUCAUGGUGAUUGUUACAGAUGGAGAGUCACAUGACCACUACAACCUGAAGAGUGUCAUUAAUGAGUGUGAGAAAGAUGGCAUCGAGAGAUUUGCCAUUGCUGUGCUUGGUGAUUAUAACCGACAGAAUAAAAGUGCUCAACAAGUUCAGAAUUUCAUUAACGAAAUCAAGCUCAUCGCAAGUGAGAAAAAAGAAGAUCACUUCUUCAAUGUGGAAGAUGAGCUGGCCUUGGUGAACAUUUCGGACACACUUGGAAGAAAGAUCUUUGCAUUAGAGGCUACCUCUGGGAAUCACACCUAUUCAUUUGAGAUGGAGAUGUCUCAGGCAGGCUUCAGUGCUCACACAUCUAGAGACGGAGUGAUGCUGGGUGCUGUGGGGGCUUAUGACUGGAAUGGAACCGUUGUCAUGACGACAGGGAGCGAGGUCGUGGUUCCUGGCAAGAACACCUUCCACGACCCGCAGAAGCAGAAGUACGAGGGCAUGGCAGCAUACGUGGGUUACGAUGUACAGUCAGCGUACACACCUUCGGGAGUUCUGUACAUCACUGGAGCGCCACGGUUUAACCACAGUGGCCGUGUCACUGUGUACCAGCUCCAUGACAAAAGCAUCAGUGUUACACAGAACCUGAAUGGAGAGCAGAUUGGCUCCUACUUUGGCAGCGUUCUCCAGACACUCGAUGUUAACGGUGACUCCUACACAGACCUCCUGCUCGUGGGGGCUCCUAUGUACAUGGGGCCAGAGAGGGAUGAACAGGGACAAGUCUACGUGUACAAGCUUAAUACGGAGGGCGUGUUUGACCAUCACAUGACACUGAAGCCGGUGAAUCAGUCAUGUUGCCGAGCGCAUUCCCACGGUUCCUGUACAAGCGAGAACGUAAACGAGCCGUGUGGUGCUCGCUUUGGCACGGCCAUCGCAGCUGUUCCUGACCUCAACCUGGACGGUUUCAACGACGUGGUGAUUGGCGCACCGCUGGAGAACGACCACCGCGGGGCGGUGUAUAUCUACCAUGGCACGCAGGAUACAAUACGGGACAAAUAUGCUCAACGCAUAGCAGCUGGAGGAGACGGUAAAAGGAUGAAGUUCUUUGGCCAGUCCAUUCAUGGGGUCAUGGACCUGAAUGAUGAUGGCAUUGUAGACAUCACUAUUGGAGGCAUAGGAGGGGCUGCGCUGUACUGGUCUCGGGAUGUUGCAGAGCUCCAUGCAACUAUGACCUUCAAUGUUACUAAGAUCAACCUCCAGCAGCCGUCUUGUGAGAUACGGGGGAAAACCACAGUGUGUGUGCAUGUCACAGUGUGUUUCACAUACAAUAUCAAGUCUGAAAAAGAGACACAGCCAGAGACUGUGAUUAGCUACAAUUUGACUCUGGACUCCUUGAGGGUGAUCGCAAGAGGAAGGUUUGUGAAAACAGAUGAAAAGAGAAUCCAGCGCAACUCCACCAUCACAGAUCACCUGUGCACCGAACACGAAGACCUUGCCUUCUACAUGUCGGACAAACUGGACUUCAGGGACCCACUCAUGGUGUUGCUGGAGUUUGGACUGGUGGAUGACAGUGGCCCGGUGCUGGACGGGGAUCUACCGACAUCAGUCAAUAAGACGAUUGCUUUGGUCGAUUGCGGAAGCCAUGAUAAGUGCAUCGCUGAUUUACGGCUCAGAGCAGAGGCCAACAUCAGCAGCCUGGUCAUCAAGGCCAGCCAGGAGAAGUUCCACAUCAGCAUAAGUGUGGAGAACAGAGGAGACAGUGCCUACAACACCAAGGUCGUGCUGAGCCCCACAGAGAACAUCAACUAUGUCAAAGUGGAGUCUAAAGAUAAAGAGUGUGAGCCAGACAGCACGAGGGUGGUGUGUGCUGUGGGAUAUCCAUUCCUCAAAUCGAAUGCCAAGGAAAACUUCAGUGUAAUCUUUGAGGUCAAUCCUAUGCACUUUCGUAAAGAUAUUGUCAUCAACAUCACUUCGAGCAGUGACAGUGAGGAGUUUGAACUCAGUGAUAAUUCUGAGCACAUCUCAAUCCCUGUGAAGUAUGAGACCAGACUGAAGUUCACUGUUCAUAAGAUGAUGAAAGAGGACCACAUAAUCGUGAAGGAGGGGGAUACCUGGCCCAGAGUAAUCAGCAACACCAGUGCUAUUGGAGAUGAGAUGAACAUUAGCUACAUGAUAGAGCAGGACACUGAGGUUUGGCAGUCACCCUUGCAGUUGACUGUGACAUUCCCGUACAUCACACCCAGCAACAACAAGCUUCUCUAUCUCACGCAUGUCGCCUCCACUACCAACAUCAUCUGUCAAACACACAACCUGGUCAACCAACUGAACAUCAGCCCACAGAACCCUAUGACUGACACACCUAAAGCAGAGACCCUUAGCAACUUCCUUGUGAGCUGUCAAGAGAAGGCGAACCCUUGUAAAUCGUUUAGCUGUUUCAUUCCUCCUAACAAGUUCAACCAAAUUAAUGCAACCUUCAGAGUGUGGAAGUCGACAUUCAUCAAAGGAGAGUUUUCCCAAUUCAAUCUGACCGUUCACGCAAAGCUGGAAAGCAAAGAUACAGACCUCUUCCAGCUAAGCAGAGGGGAUGAGUAUAGAGAGGUCCGUGUUGAGAUCUUGAAAGAGUUACGGAGUGGAAUUCCACUCUGGAUUAUUAUUCUGAGUAUUCUCAUAGGACUUUUGAUUCUGGCACUGGUCAUCUUCGCCCUUUGGAUGGCUGGAUUCUUUAAGAGAAAAUCAGUGGAAGAGAUGAAAGAGGACAUGAAAGAUGAGUAAGCAUUAUAGUCAGUAGGUCUGCAACCCAGAACCCUCAGGUCGAACUUGCACUUACCCCCAGAGACUACAGAGGGCACUGUCUAGCAGCAUGGCUGUGAUGCAUGAGUGUCCCUCACACACACCUGACAAUCAGGGCCCGGAAUGUCUAGUAUUCCGUAAUGUCUCCAGAAACACUUCUACUCCAGGACUACUCCUAAGGCGUGUUGCAAACACCAAACUGUUGCAAACACCAAAGUCACAUAACUGAACUGAUCUCUGUGGUUGGCCCUGACCACUGUCAAAGGAUCAACAGGCCCGCAGAGUAUAUUACUCAACCGUGAAAAGUCUUCAGUGCUGGUAUCUCCAGUCUACCAGGGCUAGACACCAAGGUUUGUGCAUAAAAACUAAACAGAACCUGAAACCACACACCACCACAGCUGAGGAGAACGCACCACCAUUUAAAAGCAUGACCUUUAUGAAAUGCCCCUAAUGCCCUGUGGCUGUGCACUGAUAACUCCACCUCCAUACACACACCCUCAAUGACCCCACCACCGCUCACACAUUCGUGUAGGUAGCAGUCACCAUGCAAAUGGAGGCUUUCACAAAAAUGAACUGCAUGUUUUAAAGGUUGUUGUUUUUUUAACCCACUGUAAAUUCGUUCUUUGAGCUCAUUAUAUAUAAUUUGUUUUCUUUAUUUUUAAGAUAACUUCGAGCACAUCCUUUGGUGGUAUGAAAAGUUUUUUACACAGUUAUUCCUCGUCUCAGUUAUGAGGAAUGUAAUUGAUCGUACUGUAAAUGUAUAUAAAGCUAAAGGUGUAUAGAGCAGAGUUUACAAUAAUGCUUGUCAUUUAAAGCUUUUUUCAAAAUGAGUAAUACAGCCGCAACCACUAUUUCUUGUUUGGAAAAGACUUCCAUUGCUGUGAGGUUACUUGGUGUUUAAGGUAAUUUAUCUCAAAACAUAUUUUCUUAAAAUUGAUUGAAAAGCAAAUGUUAAAUCAUUUGUUUGGUGAAAUUUUAACCCUAACAUUUUUAGUUCCUCUUCUUUGUGUUUCACUGUUUCUUUUUUGUCUGUUGUAUUAUCAUAACAUCUAGACAAUGUCUAGUUUUAACUGUAUAAAUAAUGCAAGAUAAAGUAUGAUAAUGUUGGUUUUGGGGAAUUAAAUUUUGCCUGGUGCAGACAUGGUAUUUACAAAAUGCAAUUUUGACAAAUUUUGACAAAUUAAGUCAAGUUGAAUUAAUUUAAUACUCUCUCAAUGAUCUGAAUAAAUAUUUAUAUUAUUAGUUA